CGCACGAGAAAUCCCGCAAAGGUGUUGCUACCCAAGUUGUCAGUGACGACAAUCUCAUUUGUCGUCUCGACUCAUCGAUCCGAACAGAAGCCAUCUCGCUGAUACAGUCAUAUCGCCCAACGAGGCCAAGGUGCCCUCUUCAGAGUCAAGAUGGCGUCUCGCUGGUUAAAGAAAGUCGAAUCCAAGGCCAAAAAGCUGUUGUCUCCUUCAGCUCCUUCACCAUCACCUUCGCCGACACCGUCUCAGCCUGCAUCUGAACCAGCAGCUCAACCAACAUCUCAGCCAGCGCCUUCCCCACCCACCUCGACAGAUUCCGAAACGUCGCCGCUGCCGAGUCUACAAGAGCGGCUUUGGAAUCAGGCCUACGACGAGCUCAAAGCGAGCGAGCCCAAACUGGUCGAAGCGUACGAGAAGAUCCUAUCAGUUGGACUUCACCGAAAGGACCCGAGCUCUGUUACUUGCGAAUCAACGGAAAACGAGAUAGAGGGGGCUCGUGAGACAAGAUGCCGCCAAAUGCAGCAGUUAGUCCGGGAUGGACUAGACCGGACGCAGAAAGCAGCGUCCAUCAAGCGAGGAAUCGAUGAAGGCUUGCAAGCAGUGCAAGCGGUGAGGGGUAUAGUGGACAAGUCGGUUCAUGCCGCUCCGGAAGCCGCCGUCGCCUGGGUAGGCGUCUGCCUUGGACUAGAGAUCCUUUCGAACCCUGUCACUGAGUCACGCGACAAUCGCAAAGGCAUCGUCUACGUCCUGUCGAGAAUGGAGUGGUACUGGAACUUGGUGACCCUGCUUCUCGACGAGAACAAGGCCGAGCAAUCUUCCGCGGGUCUGCGAGUCCAACUGGAGAAGCACGUCGUGCAGCUAUACGAGAAACUUUUGUCGUAUCAGAUACAGAGCAUCUGCCUUUACCACCGGAACUGGGCUGCCGUCAUUGGAAGGGAUAUGUUCAAACUCGAUGACUGGGCUGGCCAGCUCAGCGAGAUCCAGGAAGCCGAGGCUGCCGUGCAAAGAGACAUGGAACAAUACAAUACUGAAGAGAGCAAGAUGCAGCUUCGAAAACUCACCGACGCCGCAGGCGCUAUAGAGAUGAAUCUCCAAGACAUCCAUUCGGCCAUUGAGGACCAAACACGGCAGCAGGAGAGAAGACACCAAGACGACAGGGACAAGCAAUGCCUGAAAGACCUACGCGAGACCGACCCUCGCGACGACAAGACGCGCAUCCAAGAUACAAAGGGCGGCCUGCUCAGGGACGCUUACCGCUGGAUCCUCGACAACGACGACUUCCAGCGAUGGCGUGUCGAUUCGCGGAGCCAGCUGCUCUGGAUCAAAGGAGACCCUGGCAAGGGCAAGACGAUGCUGCUAUGCGGCAUCAUCGACGAGCUGGAGAAGGAGCCCCGCACUUGCCUGUCCUAUUUCUUCUGCCAAGCCACCGAGGCACGACUGAGUAAUGCGACGGCCGUGCUGCGCGGUCUAAUUUACCUUCUCGUCGAACAACAACCGUCGCUCAUCUCGCAUGUUCGGAAGAAGCAUGACCAUGCGGGUAAGCAGCUUUUUGAAGACGGGAAUGCCUGGGAAGCCUUAUCCAAGAUCCUUGCGGCCAUGCUCAAUGACCCAAGCUUGGAUGGCGCGAUCCUGGUUGUUGAUGCCCUCGACGAAUGCAAAACGAAUCGACAUCAGCUCCUUGACUUGAUUGCCAAGCCUUCUCGCGUAAAGUGGAUCGUGUCUAGUCGCGACUGGCCGGACAUUGAGGAUAAACUGGACAAUUUGGAGCAGAAAGUCAGGCUGCACCUCGAGUUGAACAAGGACUCUAUCUCCAAGGCUGUUGAUACGUACAUUGGAUACGAGGUGGAUCGAUUAGCACGCCGCAAGAAAUACGACAAGGAAACAAGGGACGCUGUCGAGACCUACUUAACCUCCAAUGCCGACGGCACUUUUCUCUGGGUCGCCUUGGUCUGUCAAGAGCUCGCAGAUCCCAAGGUCCGAAAACGGCAUACGCCCAACACGUUGAAGUCAUUCCCUCCGGGACUUGAUUCGCUCUAUAACCGAAUGAUUGGGCAUAUAGGUGAUUCGAAGGAUGCGGGCCUUUGCAGGGAAGUCUUAGCCACUGCUUCGGCCGUAUACCGACCUAUCACCUUGGGCGAGUUGAAGGUUCUUGUUGAGUCACUCGAGGAUCUCGACCGGGACGACUUGGAAGAAAUCAUCAGAUCCUGCGGUUCUUUCCUGACUCUUCGAGAAGGCGUCAUCUACUUUGUGCAUCAAUCAGCCAAGGAUUUCCUGCUUAACAAGGCAUCUGACCAAAUCCUACCCUCUGGCGCCGGGCAACAGCAUCAUGCCAUCUUCUCGAGGUCGCUGGAGGCUCUCUCGGAGACUCUCAAACGUGACGUUUAUGAACUGGGCACUCUAGGAUUUCCCAUCGAUCAGGUCUCGCCGCCCGACCCUGACCCAUUGGCCUCGAUACGAUAUUCAUGCGUCUUUUGGGUAGACCAUCUCGAUGACUCGGAACGCCAGGCGAAGAUAAGUGACAAGGAUCUAGAGGACGCGGGGAUCGUCCAUGACUUCCUUCAAAAGAAGUAUCUCUAUUGGUUAGAAUCUCUCAGCCUGUUACGUAGCAUGUCGGAGGGGGUCGGGGAAGUACAGAAGCUCGAAGCCUUAGUAAAAAGCAAGGAAGCGCGACAACUAACGGAACUACUUCGGGACGCGCGUCGCUUUAUUCUUUCCCACAAGCGGGCCAUCGAGAUUGCUCCAUUACAGGUCUAUGCAUCAGCACUCGUGUUUAGUCCCACCCGCAGCCUAAUAAGAGAGCUCUUCGAAAAGGAAGAGCCGAACUGGAUCACGCUCAAGCCGAGCGUGGAAUCAGACUGGAAUGCAUGCCUACAGACGCUCGAGGGCCAUGGAGAUUGGGUGAGCUCGGUGGCCUUCUCGGCGGAUAACCAGCGGCUCGCCUCAGGCUCGCACGACAAGACGGUCAAGAUCUGGGAUGCAGCAACUGGCGCGUGCGUGCAGACGCUCGAGGGCCAUGGCGAUGGGGUGAGCUCGGUGGCCUUCUCAGCGGAUAGCCAGCGGCUCGCCUCAGGCUCGCACGACAAGACGGUCAAGAUCUGGGAUGCAGCAACGGGCGCGUGCGUGCAGACGCUCGAGGGCCAUGGCGAUGGGGUGAGCUCGGUGGCCUUCUCGGCGGAUGGCGAGCGGCUCGCCUCGGGCUCGGACGAUAACACGAUCAAGAUCUGGGAUGCAGCAACGGGCGCGUACGUGCAGACGCUCGAGGGCCCUGGCGAUUCGGUGAACUCGGUGGCCUUCUCUGCGGAUGGCCAGCGGCUCGCCUCAGGCUCGCACGACACGAUCAUGAUCUGGGAUGCAGCAACGGGCGCAUGCGUACAGACGCUCGAGGGCCAUAGCAGUUUGGUGUUCUCGGUGACCUUCUCGGCGGAUGGCCAGCGGCUCGCCUCAGGCUCGCACGACAAGACGGUCAAGAUCUGGGAUGCAGCAACUGGCGCGUGUGUGCAGACGCUCGAGGGCCAUUGCGAUUCGGUGUUCUCGGUGGCCUUCUCGGCGGAUGGCCAGCGGCUCGCCUCGGGCUCGGACUCGGACGACAAGACGAUCAAGAUCUGGGAUGCAGCAACUGGCGCGUGCGUGCAGACGCUCGAGGGCCAUGGCGAUUCGGUGAGCUCGGUGGCCUUCUCGGCGGAUGGCGAGCGGCUCGCCUCGGGCUCGGACGAUAACACGAUCAAGGUCUGGGAUGCAGCGAUGGGCGCGUGCGUGCAGACGCUCGAGGGCCAUGGAGAUGGGGUGAGCUCGCUAACCUUCUCGGCGGAUGGCCAGCGGCUCGCCUCGGGCUCGGACGAUAACACGAUCAAGGUCUGGGAUGCAGCGACGGGCGCGUGUGUGCAGACGCUCGAGGGCCAUAGCGGUAUGGUAAGCUCGCUAGCCUUCUCGGCGGAUGGCCAGCGGCUCGCCUUGGGUUCGGACAAUAAUACAAUCGAGACCUGGGAUACGGCAACGGGUGCGUGCGUGCAGAAGCUCGAGGGCCAUGGAGAUGGGGUGAGCUCGCUAACCUUCUCGGCGGAUGGCCAGCGGCUCGCCUCAGGCUCGGACGAUGGCACGGUUAAGGUCUGGGAUGCAGCGACGGGCGCGUGCGUGCAGACGCUCGAGGGCCAUGGAGAUUGGGUGAGCUCGGUGGCCUUCUCAGCGGAUGGCCAGCGGCUCGCCUCGAGCUCGUGGGAUAAGACGGUCAAGGUCUGGGAUGCAGCGACGGGCGCAUGCGUGCAGACGCUCGAGAUUGACCUGGUGGUUACUCACCUUUCAUUUGAUCCGAUGACAAACUCUCUCCUCUCUACCGACAUUAGAUUUCUGAACCUGGAUCUCCCGGCUCUACCGCCUGCCAUCGAUAAUCAGUCGACUGACGCCAUCUUAUGGGGUUUUUGCCACUCUGACUGGGGUAUAAGUACCGACGGUGUAUGGAUUGUAAAAGAUGGAAAGCGGAUGCUUUGGCUACCUCCAGACUAUCGAAUGAUGGCAAAGGCUCAGGUGGGAUCAACGGUCGCUAUCGGCUGCCGUUCAGGCCGUGUACUGGUGAUGAAGUUCUCUUAGAGCCGAGGCAGGCAUAAUUCCCUCAUUGGUUACAAGCAGCCCUUUUCCGGUUCUCAGUAGCGACCUACGUAGUUGGUUAUGUUUGAUUUGGAAGCAGGAAGCCCGGCUAAUAUCUAGCGUCGGGAGUCUCAUGAUCUAUAGAUUCUUUUAUAUUGGAAAGCAUCGGCUAUUCUAUAGAUAGAGUUUUCGUUUGGUUAAUGCUUUAUUUUACGUUGAGAUAGAGGCUGACGGCUGCGG
This is a messenger RNA of Fusarium redolens, 4818 nucleotides long. RefSeq lists its product as uncharacterized. The record is from RefSeq and is a predicted model, not a curated record. The coding region runs from base 151 to 4581 and encodes 1476 amino acids. Gene Ontology annotation, biological process: negative regulation of transcription by RNA polymerase II. NCBI's taxonomy places the organism in Eukaryota, Fungi, Ascomycota, Sordariomycetes, Hypocreales, Nectriaceae. Gene Ontology annotation, cellular component: nucleus; transcription repressor complex. Gene Ontology annotation, molecular function: protein binding. The transcript is spliced from 3 exons.